AUGACUCAAACUGGAAACAAAGACACAAAACUUAACUUUUCAGAGAACGAAGUGGUCUUGUGUUUUCAUGGACCAUUACUUUACGAAGCCAAGAUACUUAAAGCCGAGAAUUGGGGUUCUAAUGAUUCUGGAUCUGGAGAUAAGGGACCACACUAUUUUGUGCAUUAUAAAGGCUGGAAAAAAACCUGGGAUGAAUGGGUCCCAGAGGAAAGGGUUGUUAAACAUAAUGAAGCAAAUUUAGCACGACAAAAGCAGCUAAAAGAAACCUUCUCCAAUAAGAAAAAAAAGCCGGCUUUAAAUAAAGAACGAUCGAUUACGGAAAUAGACGAGAUCUCUUCCACAAAUAAACGGCAGAAAAUUGGUACUACACAAGAGAUGAAAAAAAAUGUACAAUCAAAGCGAACAAUUUCCGCGCAAGAUCAUCAAAAUGACACACAAGAUCGACAACAGAGUUCUAAUGAUGAAAUACAAGAAGGAGGUGCUUCCGCUGAACAAAAUGAGGAACACCAAUUUGAAGAUUCAAUCAAACAUGACGAAGAAAUGAAAGAUGACAAAGAAGAAUUGAAAGGAAUAGAUGAAAAUAAUAACGAUAACGUAAAUGACGGUCAAAGUCAGCAACGCUCAAAGAAACGAUCUCGAAUGGAGGAAGAAGAAGAGGAGGAGGAUGAAUAUAUGAAUCGACUUGAGAUUAAGAUUUCAAUACCUGAAUCACUCAAGUGUAGAUUGAUUGAUGAUUGGGAGAAUGUUACAAAGAGUCAUUCGUUGCUGAAACUUCCUCGAACACCAAAUGUUAUAGAUAUUUUAAAUCACUAUGUGGAAUAUAAACGAAAAAUUUUAGGAGAUAUUUAUACAGAAGUUGCAAAUGGUCUCCAAAUUUAUUUUGAAAAGACACUUGGUAAUAUUCUCUUAUACAGCACUGAACGACAACAAUACGUUGAUAUUCGCAAACAAUACAUAGAAAAGGAGAAUGCAGAAAUUUAUGGUGCAGAACAUUUGUUGAGACUUUUUGUCGAACUUCCUCGAUUACUUGCUCAUUCCCAUCUAGAUAAAACCGCCACCGAAACUCUCGAAGAACAUCUGGAAGAUUUCUUAAAGUUCUUACAAAAGAAGGAAGAACAAUAUUUUGUCAAUGAAUAUGAUCGAAAUGGUAUGCCACCUGCAAGAAAACAAAAGACAAGCAACGAGAAAAAGCCAUGUGGAUAUAAUAAUGCUAAUAAUAAUUCCGAGGGAUGGGUUUGUGGUAAUUGCGGAACUUCCAAUACUCCAGGAUGGAGAGCAGGAGAGACUCCGGAUCAAAAGUUAUGCAAUGCAUGCGGACUUUAUUAUGCCAAAUAUAAAUCGCAUCGUCCGUCAAGUUUGUGGAAUAGUCAACGAGGAAAAGCGUCAUGA
Molecule: messenger RNA, 1389 nt
Organism: Diversispora eburnea
Lineage: Eukaryota; Fungi; Glomeromycota; Glomeromycetes; Diversisporales; Diversisporaceae
Source: the annotation of a GenBank genome assembly